This is a messenger RNA of Dromiciops gliroides (monito del monte), 1384 nucleotides long. It is a transcript of the gene LTB4R, whose product is annotated as leukotriene B4 receptor. The record is from RefSeq and is a predicted model, not a curated record. Gene Ontology annotation, biological process: phospholipase C-activating G protein-coupled receptor signaling pathway; inflammatory response; positive regulation of cytosolic calcium ion concentration. Lineage: Eukaryota; Metazoa; Chordata; Mammalia; Microbiotheria; Microbiotheriidae. Gene Ontology annotation, molecular function: leukotriene receptor activity; complement receptor activity. Gene Ontology annotation, cellular component: plasma membrane.
CAAGACAGUAGCACCCAAACCCCGAGCCAGCCAGGCCUCCAACCUCUGGAGAAGAAGGUUCUCCCAAUGGCUGCCAACGUCACGGCCAAUGCUGCACCAAAUGCGACCAACUCCACAGCCAGUGCUGCACCAAAUGCAUCUACCUUCAUGUUUAUCUGGUCUCUGUCCGUCAUACUGCUCUCACUGGCCCUGGUGUUGGGACUUCCUGGAAACAUCUUUGUGGUAUGGAGUAUCCUGGCCCAAAUGCGACACCGUUCUGUCACUGCCCUUCUGGUCCUGAACCUGGCAGUGGCUGAUCUGGCUGUGCUCCUUACUGCGCCUUUCUUCCUCCACUUAUUGGCCAGUGGUACCUGGUCCUUUGGUCUGGCUGGCUGCCGCCUCUGCCACUACAUCUGUGGAGUCAGCAUGUAUGCCAGCAUCCUACUCAUCACAGCCAUGAGCCUCGAUCGCUCCCUGGCUGUGGCUCGCCCUUUCUUUUCUCAGAAAUUUCGAACCAAGUCAGCUGCCUGGCGAGUCUUGGCGGGCAUCUGGGUGGUUUCUGCCUUCUUGGCAGUGCCUGUGAUCGUGUACCGGCAAGUGACUACUAAUGAACGAGGCAGAGUGAUGUGUGAUACAGAAUACUCUACCCUUGGUCACGUGGCCUUCCACUUGCUGUUCGAGUCUAUCACAGGCUUUGUGCUGCCCUUCAUGGUAAUCGUGGGCAGCUACUCAGACAUUGGGCGGCGUCUGCAGGCCACUAGAUUCCGCCGGAGCCGCCGAACUGGACGCCUGGUGGUGUUGAUCAUUUUGACCUUUACUGCCUUCUGGCUGCCCUACCAUGCUGUGAACCUGGGAGAGGCUGCCAGGGCCCUUCGUGGGUAUAACAUAGGGGAGGGGUCAGCAGGGCAGCGUCUGAAGUUGGCUCGAAAAGUUCUGAUUACCCUAGCCUUCCUGAGUAGCAGCCUGAACCCUAUCCUUUAUGCCUGUGCUGGUGGUGGGCUACUCCGCUCAGCGGGUGUAGGCUUUGUAGCCAAACUGCUUGAGGGCACUGGCUCAGAGAUUUCCAGCACCCGGAGGGGCACCCAGGUUCAAACACCCUGUACCAACCCCAACACUCCUCUGGAACCUGGCCCAAGAGAGAACACAUUCUCUUCACCAGUUCCACUGAUUGAACUACUGAUGAAGCCUGGGGUGAGGGGUUUUGGGGGGGGUCCACACUGGGAUCAGCUCCCACAUUCCCAGGGGUGACUGAAGCAAAAUGCUGUCUCAUUCCAGCUCAGUCAUUUUCCCCAGGGGACAUGGAGUAAGAGGAAGCUCUCAGUUUGGACUGACAGUCUGUUAAUAGAGGAGAUAAAUUGAUAUGGGGGUGGGGGUGGGGCAGCAGAAGAGGAGAUGGAAAAAGCUA